Lonchura striata (white-rumped munia) is the source of this 1413-nucleotide messenger RNA. NCBI's taxonomy places the organism in Eukaryota, Metazoa, Chordata, Aves, Passeriformes, Estrildidae. The record is from RefSeq and is a predicted model, not a curated record.
AUGACCACAGAGAGUUUUGCAGAGUUCCUGAAUAAGCUCAAGGAAAUCCAUGAGAAAGAGGUCCAAGGCCUGCACAGCAAGGUGGCGGAGCUGACGACAGAGAAGUGCCGACUGCGAGCUGGUCUUUGUGACAGAUGCAUGGUCACUCAGGAGCUGGCCAAAAAGAAGCAGAAUGAGUAUGAGACCUCUCAUUUCCAGAGCCUGCAGCACAUCUUCAUCCUCUCAAACGAGACCAACCGCCUGAGGGAGGAGAACAAAACUCUCAAGGAAGAACUGAAGAGGCUCCGGAGCCUGGAAAAAGCCUCCAGAGAAGCUCCAGAGAAGCUCUCCAAGCAGCAGGACUUCUCCAGGCACUCUCCUCCAAGAAGUCAGCCUUGCAGAAAUAGUGAGUUGGCAGAGGCAUCCCAGAGGAUUUCCAACCAGCUGCAUGGAACCAUUGCCCUGGUGAGACCUGGCUCCAGACCCUGCCUCCUGGAGAAGAGUCCUUCGGGGGCAGCAGUGUCUCCACCAGCAAGGGAGGCUCCUCUCCCUCCGGAGCUCGAGCACAGCCCCAGCCUGGAGGCUUAUUUAACAGCAAGCAAACUGGAGUCCCCCAAGGUCGCUUCAUCCUACGAAAACCUAAAACUGAGUGCCCGGAGGGAGCAGCUGUGCCUCCUGCACAAGCAUCUUUCCCUGCAGCAGCUGGGGCUGGCGAGCCCCUGCGCCCCGGCCGAGCGGGAGGGCGGCAGCUUCCCCAGCCACCUGCUCCGGACCAGGGCUGCCGAGGGCAGGACGCGCUCCCGGGACCCCUGGGAUGACCACGCAGCCCUGCUGAAGCUCCCUGCCACCAUGGUGUACGUGAGGGACCAGCAGCUGGAGGAGAAGCUGCAGCUGCUCAAGCAGCGGGAGCGGCUGCAGCAUCUCCUGCUGCAGCAGCGCCGGCCGGGCUCUCAGCCCCCGUCCCCGCGGCUGGGCACCGCGGCGGGCUGCAAGGAGGAGAGGCUCUUCCCGGAGGAUGCUGCGGAUGGGAAGGAUGAGCAGGAGCUCUGGCUGGGCCGGGAGCGCCCCGAGCAGCGAGCCAGGCUGAAGGAGGCGAGGGACGAGGAUGCGGACGCGCCGCUGGACCUGUCGGACUCGGGCCGGGGCCGGGAGCCGGAGCGGCGCGGCCGCCGGGAGCCACGGGGCUGCGGCAGCCCCCGGCACAGCCCCGGGCACUGCCCGGCCGUGCCCGCAGCCCGCGGGGCACACCGGGCACAGCGGGACAACCUGCACUGCCCCUUCCACUGGCCCAGCGCCACCCGGCCACCGCCUGGUGCUGCCAAGGAGGAGGAGGAGGAGGAGGAGGAGGAGGAGGAUGCAGCUGUGGUAAGUACAGCUUGGCUGGCAUCGUUCCCCACCCCAGGGUGCCCAGCACUGCUGCUGGGACCACUGUGA